CUAACCGGACUGCCAAAUAUAGAGGCGAAAAGAUGUCACAAUAACACCUGGGUUGCCGAAAGCACGAAGGACAAAAUUGAGGAACUGUUACCGCCUAAUUUUCUCGACCAAGACUCGAGGUUCUUACAAGCCAAUGCGUUGUAUUUUCGAGGGUCAUGGGAUCACCCGUUUGAUAAGGAACAAACUCAAGAGAGUGACUUCCAUUGCUUGAACGGGGAAUCAAGGAAAGUGCAAAUGAUGUAUAGGAAAUCGCCCUUCUAUCUGGCUGAUCUCGCAGAACUGGACGGUAUGGCUACACAAUUUCCUUUUCGACCGAGCGAUUCCCAGAGUGAAUGGUCGCUGAUGAUUUUGUUGCCACAAGAAAGGACUGGUUUGCCGAAACUUCUUUCCAGAUUACAAGCACCAGGACAAUUGGCUUCCGCACUGAGAAGCCCGUUCGUUCCACAUGGAAAACGCUUACUUGUAUCUACCGAAAUUCAAGCUCGCGCAUCAACCCAUGAUAGAUUUGCAGCCGAUUUUAUAUGA
This is a messenger RNA of Opisthorchis viverrini, 525 nucleotides long. RefSeq lists its product as hypothetical. The transcript is spliced from 3 exons. The record is from RefSeq and is a predicted model, not a curated record. Lineage: Eukaryota; Metazoa; Platyhelminthes; Trematoda; Opisthorchiida; Opisthorchiidae. Gene Ontology annotation, molecular function: serine-type endopeptidase inhibitor activity. The annotation marks the transcript as partial.